UCGGCUCCAUAUUUUCCUGUAAACUCCAAGGUUAACUCUGCGCGAGAAAACCAGGAAGGCUGGGCAGCUGCCUGUGUCCAAGAUUUCCCCAGGUGGCAGCAACCGGAAGACCGGAAUCUCCCUCUUUGAGCACAGGUGCACUCUGAGGAUUUACCAGUCCUUCACAGGGCGGCAGCUGGGUUUAUUCUGAAGAGAAAAUAUUUCGUUUCCUCUGACAGAAGGCAGAGAAAAGCCGAAAAUCUACACGUCUAAAAAGCAUGCAAGAGAACAACGCUGACCAGCCGCCAUCGCUGUCUCAGCUCUUAAGAGAGAGCUACCUGGCAGAGGCGAGAGCCCAGCAGCGCCACAGCGAGAUGAGCCGCUCAGAUGCUUCUUCCACGCGUCUUCAGAUCUACGGGUCACUCAAAGGCAAGGCUGAGGACUCUGUGGGCCACAGUGACCCCCAAUUCCCAGACCUGUCAGCCUUCCUCAGCCAGGAAGAGUUGGAUAAGAGUGUGAACCUGGCUCGCCAGGCCAUCGGACACGAGCCUCACGAGGAGAGGGCAGAGGUCAAGGCCUCUGUCGCCCCGUUAACCCCCUCCUCCAGCAUUGCCUCAGUCUCAGUUUCUGCCUCUACAUCCCCUUCUGUUCCCUUCGCUAACCCCUCUCCUGCACCUUUUGCUGCUCCUUCCACUGUGUCCUUCACCCAGCCAGCCCCUGACUUCAAAGAACUGCCAGCAGCACACACAACAUUCACAUCAGACAGAAAGAUGCAUAAAGCCUCCACACGGCAGGACAACAUGAUCAGGAACAGCAGGGACUCCAGCGAAGGAUUCAACGACUUUAACAGGUCUGCCAGGAACGCCCCGUACGGUCUGGAGACCCAGUCCAAGAAGGAGUUUCUCAACAAGGCAGCGGACUUCAUUGAGGAGCUCUCCUCUCUCUUCAAGGCCAACACCUCCAAACGGAUACGACCAAGAGCCUGCAAAGCUCACAGGAGUAGGGUCCAGAACAAGAGCCCGAACGAUGGGACACUUUAUCCCCUCGUCAGCUCAGAAAACAGGGAACGUGCUGUCAUGCCCGCGGAAGUGGAGAAGGAGAGACCCAGCCCUGCUGUCAGCCACCAACCAGAGGUCCAGCUGGACUCUGGGACGGGGCAUGUGGAGUAUCAGGACUGCAGGAUUACUGAGGAGCAGCAGUACGACUGUGUUACCCAGGAGGUGGAGGAGGAGGCUGAAAGCUGUGCCCUGACAGAAACUCCCUACCCAGCGGAGCCAGUGUGUGAGCCUCCUCAUUUCAUCCAAAAACUGAAAAGCAGGGAAGUUCCAGAGGGAAGCAAGGUCCAGUUAGACUGCAUUGUAAGAGGACUCCCUGCACCUGAAGUCCGGUGGUUUUGUGAAGGCAAGGAGUUGGAGAACAGCCCCGACAUUCAGAUCGUCACCAACGGAGAGCUGCACUCUCUCAUCAUCGCAGAGGCGUUCGAGGAAGAUACUGGACGCUACUCCUGCUUUGCAUCUAAUUUCUAUGGUACUGACUCCACGUCGGCUGAGAUCUACGUUGAAGGUGCUUCCUCUUCGGAUUCUGAGGGGGAACAGCACUUUGAACAUGUAGCCCAGCUGCAGAGGAAAACCCAAGAGUCAGCUCCAGCUUUAUCUCCAUCAUCGGGCCAAACCCCAUCUGCAGAAGAGGAGUUUCUGUCAUCGCCACCUGCAGCAGCCACUGAGGAACCAGCAGAGGAGCUCUCCUUACCACCAACCAAUCAACCUCCUCCACUGGUCCAGACAACCACCACAGUACUUUCCGUCCCAGAGUUCUCCAGAGUAUCUGUGGCAUCCACAACACAGCCUGCUCAGGAGGAGACAACAGUGUUACCUGUCCAGACGUUUCCUACUUUGUCACAAGGAGAUUCAGAACUUUCAGAAGCCCAGGAAGUGUCAGCGUCUGUCCCUGUCACAUCCACAUCACAGCAGGCAGCUACAGCGACAGCUACAUCCCUGCCUUUGAACCCAGUGGUUUCAUCUGCUCAGGCAGCUCCAACACAAACACCCCAACCUGAGAGUCAAAACUCCAGCCACAGCUAUCUGCAAGGGUUAAACGGGCAACCAAUCAUGGCUGCCCCUGUAUUCACAAAGAGCCUGCAGGACCUCUUUGUGUCUGAAGGCCAGCUGGUGGUGCUAGAGUGCCGUGUGAAAGGAGCACCGUCACCUCGAGUGGACUGGUACAGAGAGGGGAAAAUCAUAGAAGACUCCCCUGAUUUCAGGAUCCUGCAGAAAAAACCAAGAUCUCCAACUGAAUCAGAGGAAAUAUGCACUUUGGUCAUUGCUGAGGUCUUUCCAGAGGAUUCGGGGGUGUUUACUUGUACAGCAAGCAACAAGUAUGGAACCGUGUCCAGCACUGCUGCACUGAGGGUCAGAGGCAAUGGCAGAAUCACCAACCACGUGAGGCCUUUCAACAGCUUAACGACGGAGCCUGGUCGAACCCAAGACCCUUCCCCUUCAGCUCCCGCUGUAAACCCUCAACCAGAAGUUACUAUGAGCAACAGCAUCAAGCCCCACUCCAGCACCAUUCGCCUAGACCCGCUCACCUCUAGCACUUUACGCCUGGACCCUGUAAACACCAGCACCUUCCGUCUGGACCCCCACAGCUCCAGCAUGUUGCGUCCAGACCCCCUUCGCACCAGCCUGCCCAGUCUGGAGCCCUCCAGCCUGAGCAGCAGCUCCUACCUGAACUUUCGUAGCACCAGCACCCCAAACUUAGAUCCUCUCCACUUUAACCAGGACCCUCCUGGAUCCAGUGGAGUAGGUCCAGAAACCCAGAACAGUGGACAGGUGCUCUCAUUUCCAAAACCCUUCACUGCUCUAUCUGCAGUGGAGACCUCAGCGGAGCAGGAAGUGUCCAGACCUAUGCUGACAUUGCCUGACACGAGCGCUAAAGCUAAGGGGACCCCAAACCAUCAGAAUGGGAGCCCCAUUGUGGUGCCCCUCCCUGAUCCUCCUCCAAACUCCUGCCUUAAGUCAGGCACCAUGGCAAACCACAGAGACUCACGCUCCAGCUCCAGAGUCGGUCUGCGCGUGCACUUCAAACUGCCUGAGGAUGAGGAGGAUGAACAAAGUGACGCGUCCAGUCAGGGUGAUGAAGACGUCACUCAGGUUUCAGUCAACAAAGAACCACCACCAGUGCUGGCUAAACCCAAACUGGACCCAGCCCAGCUCCAGCUUCUGCACAACCAAGUCCUCAUGGAGCAGCAGCAGGAAACUGAACCUCAGACCCAAACCCACAUCCCGCCUCAGCCCCACCCCCCACUACAGAUCCAGAUCCAACCUGAGGUCCAAAGCUCCCACGAAGGUCCGCUGUGGUCACCCAGAAUGCACCGUGAAUCCCAUCCGCCACCUUUCCGGCCCUACCUGAACACCACAAUCUCCCCUCUGCAGAUGCCACCCUCUGCACCUCUCCUGACCACCACCGCCCCCCCUGCUCCCUCACUGAGCUCUGCUCCAGCACUCAACACCACCUUUUCACCGCCUCUCAACACUUCUUCUGCUCCUCUUUUCAGCUCCCCACCUUCUAUUCCUCAGCUAAAGACGUCUUCAGUGGUGACCUCGCCUCCACCUGCCCCGCAGCUGAACACAGCUCCUCCUCUCAGCUCAGUUACCGUGACACAGAUGAACACCAUCCAUGCCUCGCACCUCAACCUGUCCCCUGCAGCUCUUGCCAGACCUACACCCACUUUACAGUUCUCCUCUCCUCCUGCACCAAAGCUUAGUACAGCUCCCACAGAUUCAACCCCGGCCUUACAGCAGAUCACCUCUCCUGCUCCUCUACUGAGAAGCACCCACGCCUCCCUCAUGAACCUCACCGCCACUUCCCACACCUUCAACUACACCCGGCCUAAAGAGUUCAUAGCUGCUCAGACUUUCUCACCAGUCAGGAGUCCUUCCCCGACUGAAUCCCCAGUGCCAUUGCUCCACGAGCUGGCCGCUGAGCUCAACUCCUCUGCAGCCAGCUCUCCUACUCUCCCGCCAUUUUCCCCUCCACCAAGGAUCUUCCCCACGAGGGUGCUAAAGUCUCCCACCAGCCCUCCUUCCCUCAUAUCCUCACCAACACCAGGGUCGGCGCAGUUCCUGAACAGUGUAUUUGCUGUACGAGCCCAGUCGCCUCCCCAGGCCUCAUCUCCCACCUCCAGCAGCUCCACCCCCAGCCCCAUUCAAAACCCCGUGGCCUUCCUCAGCUCCGUCCUGCCGUCCCUGACCCCAAGUCAGCCCACAAACUCAAUGGGAUUGCCCAAGGGAGCUCCUUUAGGGCUACAAAAGAAGGUACCCAAGGUGCGCCUGCCGUCAGCUGAAGACAUUCGUGAGAGCAAAGAAAUUCUCCUACAAGAUAUUGAGAAAAAGCUUGGAUUUAAAGACGAUACUCCACAUUUUGCAUAUCAACAGAAGCUGAGUAUUGAGGGGAAAACAGCGAGCAGACCCCUUGGACCAAACAUUCCUGCUACUGUCAUUAACUAUGAUGAGGAGUACAAAGUGUCCAGUUUUGAGCAGAGACUAAUGAGCGAGAUUGAAUUCCGUUUGGAGCGAACGCCAGUGGAGGAGUCGGAUGAUGAGGUGCAGCACGAUGACGUACCCACGGGAAAAUGCAUCGCACCCAUAUUUGACAAGAAACUGAAGAACUUCAGGGCCAUGGAGGGCGUGCCUGUCACUUUCUCGUGUAAAGUGGUGGGAAUCCCUCCUCCAAAGGUUUACUGGUUCAAAGAUGGCAAGCAGAUUUUGAGGAAGAACGUCCAUUACAAGAAGAUAAGAGAGGGGGACGGGACCUGUGCUUUACACAUAGAGUCCUCAACCAAUGAUGAUGAUGGCAACUACACUGUCAUGGCAGCUAAUCCACAGGGACGAAUCAGCUGCUCGGGUCAUUUGAUAGUCCAAACGGGGCCUCCCCGAAGCCGAAUGACACCUAUUCACUCUCAGAGGGUGCGGGCCCGCAUACAGGAAGUAGAGAGUGAGCAAACCCAGGAGCGCUUUUUUCGACCUCACUUCCUCCAGGCACCGGGCGACAUGCUGGCUCACGAGGGAAGACUGUGCAGACUAGACUGUAAGGUGAGUGGACUGCCCAACCCUGAGCUGAUGUGGUUGGUCAACGGGAGACCAAUCUAUCCAGACCUGUACCACAAGAUGCUGGUGCGGGAGAACGGCAUCCAUUCCCUGGUCAUUGACCCUCUGACGCAGAAAGACGGGGGCACAUACACCUGCAUUGCAAGCAACAAAGCAGGACAGAGCUCCUUUAGUCUAGACCUGAAAGUUGUGGAGAAAGAGACAAAGCACCCUCCCCAGUUUUUGGAGAAGCUGCAGAACAUGGGUAUUCCCGAGGGAACUCCAGUCAGGCUGGAGUGUCGGGUGGUGGGUAUGCCCCCCCCACUCAUCUUCUGGAAGAAAGACAAUGACACCAUUCCUAGAACUAAGGACAGAAUCUGCAUGACCCAGGAUGCCACAGGAUAUGUGUGUCUCCUUAUCCAGCCGACAACAAAAGACGAUGCUGGCUGGUACACGGUGUCAGCAAAAAAUGAGGCUGGAAUUGUGUCCUGCACCUGUAGGCUUGAUAUCUACGCACAGUGGCAUCAGAGCAUCCCCGCGCCCAUGAAGAAAACUCCGCGCACGGGCAGCCGCUACGCCGCUCUGACCGGCCAGGGGCUCGACAUCAAGUCAGCUUUCCCCACAUCAGACACCAGCCCCAUCCUGUUCUCCAGCUCGCCUCCUGAGGCCACGCUGGAGAGCGAGGAACUGUGAGCUGCCCACAAACACUCCAGCAUUGUGACCCUCAGAGGCCUCCCAGCAGGAUGUGUGACCUCCCUGAGGUCCAAACAUUGGAAAGGGGAGAAGGAUUGCCUGAGCAAUGAUUGUCAUAUGAUUUGUGUGAUGCAUUUGAAGUGAUACAUUCAGAAUAGAAUGGCAAAGAAUUACUGCGUUAAAGCUACCAGCACCGAUAGUGGGUUUGUCACCAUUCCUAUUUACUCAAGUCAUAUGAAGAGUGUUUCACAUACAGAAAAAAAAUGACAGAUUUGCAAAGUCUUAGCUCAUGAGCCAUCAGUGUUCAAUAUUGUUCUCUGACAGGGUUGAAUGAUUCACGUUUGUUUUCUACAUCAUAUUUAGCUUCAGUGGUGAGGUUGUUGCUGAAUGUUGGUGAUAACAUUUGUUCUUAAUAGUUAGUCCUAUUCUCAGAGUGGUUUUAACACCACUUAUUUUUAUCGCAAGUCACAUGUACAGUGGUUUCAGACAGUGUUUAGACCCCUUCACUGUUUUGCACACUUCACUGUUUUGUAAAUUUUAUUUGAAAUGGAUAAAAUUUACAAUUUCUGCCAAUCAGUUUACACUCAAUAAUCAAUAAUGACAUAGUGAAAACAUGUUUUUAGAAUUUUUUGUAAAUUUAUUU
Molecule: messenger RNA, 6399 nt
Organism: Toxotes jaculatrix (banded archerfish)
Lineage: Eukaryota; Metazoa; Chordata; Actinopteri; Toxotidae
Gene: mypn
Product: myopalladin
Exons: 22
Coding region: 258-5756 (1832 amino acids)
Source: RefSeq, a predicted model, not a curated record